Darwinula stevensoni is the source of this 861-nucleotide messenger RNA. NCBI's taxonomy places the organism in Eukaryota, Metazoa, Arthropoda, Ostracoda, Podocopida, Darwinulidae. The record is from the annotation of a GenBank genome assembly.
CCACAACAUGCAACUCACCUGGGGUUUGAUCGGUGCCAUUUUGGGGGUGUUCUACCUAUGGUUGGAGAUCACGGAAGGUCUUCCCUAUGGCCAGAACCAGGGGGGAUAUCGAACUUCUCGAGGGACUCAAGACGGUGAAGCCCCGUUGGAAUUGCAAGGAAGAGCUGGAGGAGGCAUCAAGCUUCCUGCCCAAAGCAGAGCCGCUAGUCGGGGACACGGAUUACGGGUCUCGAGACCUAAGGAGGACGCGUCAUUGUCAAUAUUGGUACUGCAAAGCCUUCAUUCCUGAGCCGAUCUCCGUCUUCGAGAUCGAGAUGAAAAAGGAAGAUCAUCGCAAAGAUGCGACUGAAUGCGUCUUCGAACGUGAUGUGCAAGGAGCCGAGAAUCGAAUGCUGGAGGAAGAUGAAAUGGCAGAUGGUCUCGUGGAGAUUUCCCUCGUGUUCCCCUCGGGAGACGAGGAGAACGAAAAUGCCUCGGACGGACUUCCUUUCCGUUCGCUCCUAUUUCGUUCUUACACGAGUACCGUCGAAGCGUCGCUUCCCUCGGCAUCCCUUGAAUCUCAAAUGAUCUCUUUCGAACGAACCGGAUACGGAGGACCGGCGGGAAGAGUGAGGAUCAAGGUCUACCGAGGACCCAGUGAUGGAUACGGGAAGAAGUCACAUGCCCCUUGGGGCUACUGGGUGAAACAACCCGCCGAUCGCCCCGGUUACUACCACUAACCGCACCGUCAGACCUGCGCACGAUUCCGCAUUCCCUCGAAAAGUACAAGCCAGGAUCCAAACGAGGUCGAAACGAAGAGCUUCCUUACGAUCGUUACCGCGUCGUCGAGUUCCAGAGUGCUAUUCCCGUUGAAUGUUCAGG